GCUAAUAUUCUCCCAGCAUAUGGUCCAAAAUCUUCGCUAGAGAACGGGAACAAACAAACAAACCAACAACAACAAAGUCCUCAAACCUCCUCGCCCAAAGCCCCUCCCCCACCCCACCUCCAGACUCUCAGCAAACUUCCCCGACUCGGAGAAGUGCGGCCGGGACACCGCUGCAGAGUGGGUGGGGACCCCGCUGCCGGGCGGGCGAUGCGGUGGCCGCGGCGCCGCUGACUGCGACCGACGCGGGAGCCCGGGAGCGGCGCCGCGCAGAUGAAGGAACUGAGUUUCAGAGAAAUUGAGUGACUUGCGUGUCAGAGUUUGCAAAGCUGAUAAUUCUACCCCAGAGACCACAAGUAUGAACACCACAGACAAUGGCAUCAGCUGUCUUUGUGCCAUAUGCGGGGACAGAGCAACAGGAAAGCACUAUGGGGCGUCCAGCUGCGACGGGUGCAAAGGUUUCUUCAGACGCAGCAUACGCAAGAGUCACGUUUACUCCUGCAGGUUCAGUCGCCAAUGUGUUGUUGACAAGGACAAAAGGAAUCAAUGUAGAUACUGUCGUCUAAGAAAAUGUUUCCGAGCAGGAAUGAAAAAAGAAGCUGUUCAAAAUGAACGUGACAGAAUAAGCACCAGAAGGAACACAUUUGAUGGCAGCAACAUCCCUUCCAUUAAUACACUGGCACAAGCUGAGAUUCGGUCUCGCCAGAUCUCGGCCUCAAGUCCUGGGGCAAGCACUGACAUAAACAUUAAGAAAAUUGCAAGUAUUGGUGAUGUCUGUGAAUCUAUGAAGCAGCAGCUCUUAGUUUUGGUGGAAUGGGCCAAAUACAUUCCUCCCUUCUGUGAGUUACCGCUGGAUGAUCAGGUGGCUCUGUUAAGAGCUCAUGCAGGGGAACAUUUACUGCUUGGAGCUACAAAGAGAUCCAUGAUGUAUAAAGAUAUUUUGCUUUUGGGAAACAACUAUGUUAUUCACCGUAACAGCUGUGAAGUUGAAAUCAGCCGAGUUGCCAACAGAGUUCUCGAUGAGCUCGUUAGACCCUUUCAAGAAAUCCAGAUCGACGACAAUGAGUAUGCUUGUUUGAAGGCAAUUGUAUUUUUUGAUCCAGAUGCAAAAGGGUUAAGCGACCCAGUGAAAAUUAAGAACAUGCGGUUCCAGGUGCAGAUCAGCCUGGAGGACUACAUCAACGACCGGCAGUAUGACUCCCGGGGAAGGUUUGGCGAGCUGCUUCUGCUGCUGCCCACACUGCAGAGCAUCACCUGGCAAAUGAUAGAGCAGAUACAGUUUGUGAAGCUGUUCGGCAUGGUCAAAAUUGACAACCUGCUUCAGGAAAUGUUGCUGGGUGGUGCCUCCAAUGAUGGAAGCCAUCUCCACCACCCGAUGCACCCACACUUAUCUCAGGAUCCACUGACUGGACAAACCAUACUUUUAGGGCCCAUGUCAACCCUGAUUCAUACAGACCAGAUCUCGACUCCUGAAACACCACUUCCGUCCCCGCCACAAGGCUCUGGACAAGAACAAUACAAAAUCGCUACCAACCAAGCCUCAGUCAUUUCACACCAGGCCCUUACCAAACAGAAGCAAAUGUGAGCCCGUGUGCACUUCUGUGUGGCACUACCUAAAUGUGAAAGAUUGUUCAUCUUGAAAUAUCUCAGGAUAGUACUUUUGGCAAAACCUUAGCCAGGGUUUCUACAUGGUGCUGUUGUAAGAUGGUAUCCUAAUUUUCUUGUUUGUGUACUCAUUUUGUUUGUUGUUUCUAUACUGUAAAAUUUCACAUGCAGCCAAUGUAUAUUUGAGUUUGAAAUUGUUUAUAGAGUGUUGUUUUUCGUUGCCCUGGCACUGAGCCUGAGCCUGUGAAAUCUUUUGUACCACUUUCAUAAUAAUAUUAAUUUAAAUCUGUAAAUAAUUGCUUUGUUGUGAUGUGAUGAAGAAUUAAAUGUUUCCUUUGCCUAGGAAGAGUAGAUCAGAAAUACCAGGAUAACAUAAAAUGAGCCAACUUUCAUAUUUUCAAAAAUUAUUAUCUUGAAGAUUGGAAGCUAAAGCAGCAGCUAUAGAAUGAUUUUUUUUUUCUAAAAGAAGAAUCACUUAUGAGCAUUCUCAGAAGCCAUUCUAACAAUGAUUGGAUAUUCUUUGAAAUCUAACUGUAUUUGAAGGUGUAUGCUAACGUAAUACAUAUUUUUUUUUUUUUUUUACUGGUUAGGAUACAAGCCAAACUGCAACAAAGCAAACCCUAAAACUUAGAUCAACCCAAAAUAGACUUUUAAUUUGCUCUCUUCAAGUAAUCUAGAGAGUCACCUGUUGACUAGAAAUCAGCUCAUUUCCACAAAGAGCUCAAGGCGAGGCUGAGGGUAAUCGUCUAGUAGGAGCCUGGGCCCUAAAAGCCGUGCAGCCCUGAGACAGCCACUAUGGGGGGACAAAUGAGCCAUUGACACACGUGUGCCUCUUGUAGUCCUCACAGCACUUCAGUAAGGGAAGUGGUACUAUUUCUCUUUUAUAAAUAAAAUGAACCUUCAGUUUGAGAGUUUAAAGAGCAUAACAAAGUUUCUAUGUGUAGAGAAGCCACAUGCAAGUCCAGCUCUGGCUGACUUUAAGGAGACUGUGUUUGGGGAGAGGAAAGAAACCUUUGAAUUUCUACUCACAGUGUGAUUUUUAAAUGUGUGCAACCUAAUAAUGACUGAACCCUAUACAUCCUGUGACUUGUAAUGCAUACUCUAUUAAAGUGAUAAAUUUGAAAUUGUUGCAGUGUAAGAAAACAUUUUUGUGUUUUUCACAGUUUUUCCCUAAAAAUAUUUCAAAAAUCAAAAUGACCAAUAAAUUUAGAUCAAUACAAAAACAGGUUCAGAAUUUUAGUGACAUACAAAUAUAAUGCAAGUCUCAUUCUGGACUGAAUCCAAUUUAUUGCAGCCCUAACCUUCUUGAUAUCUAAAGGUGGAGUUUAUUUUAAAACAGUUAAUCACAUAGCAAAACCUCUCUCCUUCUCUCGCUGCUUACUGUAACAGGGAAAAAUGAAAAUUGCUGGAGUAAUUAUCAAUGAGUUAGUGCAAAAAGAUAUUCCAAGCUAUAAUACAUGGAAAUAAAUGUGUUUUCUCAAGACUUCAAAAUUCAUCAGAUUGUGAUUUUAUAAUUUCCACUUGCCCCCACAAAGAAAAGUUUAUAUUUAGAUUCUCUAAUAUAUUGGCUCUUCAUGUGGAGCAGUGAUUUAUGCAUGAGCUAUAGGUGAUUUAAUAAAAUCAAUAAUGUUCCUUUAAGAAUCCUGUGGUGCUGUGAAGUAUAACCCCUAAUAAGAGAAGGGACAGAAGAGAGAACACUGAGAGAAAGUUUCUUAACUGAUGCUCUUUGAAAAUUCAUUUUAGUGUAUAUUUUCUAAUUUUUAUACAUACAAGUAUCUUUUGUAGGCUUCUGUUUACUUUUU
Octodon degus (degu) is the source of this 3404-nucleotide messenger RNA. It is a transcript of the gene Hnf4g, whose product is annotated as hepatocyte nuclear factor 4 gamma. Bases 356 to 1582 code for a protein of 408 amino acids. Gene Ontology annotation, molecular function: RNA polymerase II cis-regulatory region sequence-specific DNA binding; zinc ion binding; nuclear receptor activity. Gene Ontology annotation, biological process: regulation of transcription by RNA polymerase II; cell differentiation; anatomical structure development. Lineage: Eukaryota; Metazoa; Chordata; Mammalia; Rodentia; Octodontidae. Gene Ontology annotation, cellular component: nucleus. The transcript is spliced from 11 exons. The record is from RefSeq and is a predicted model, not a curated record.